GUAGAAUUCUCGGGUGUCACGGCCACCCCGAUAUGCCCAAUCGCGUUCAUGCACCCACGGGCUGAUAGUGCUUUCAAUCUCAGCUACCCUGUGAUCCCCUCGUGAGCUUUUCCCCAGGAGUGUGAUGGCAUGACCAUCCUCGCAGCUAUGGUCGCAUUGAUCCGCCUAUAAUCAGCCAAAUGCAGGAGCACCCUGCAUCGUUCUGCCCUUUUAAACUCGAUCUCGUCCCAUCCUUCCUCGAGUAGAAAGUUGGGAUCUAUUUUGUUUCAGUGACCAUCACGCGCUUUAUCCCCCUACAUGUUGCACUGCUUGGCCAAGGACUUCAACCCUAGCCUUGGACUGACGAAACGAAGCAACCAUGUCAGCUGACCUCGAACGCGCCGUGUCCAAUGGCGUGAACCAUGAGAAGGCCGGGCUCACCCCACUCGGUGAUCACCAUGCCCCGAUUUUUGAUAAUGCGGCGCUGCUGUCCGACUACGAGGGCAAGCCCACCGAAGAAGAGCUUGUCACCCUCCGCCGCGUUGCCGGCAAGAUUCCUCUGGUUGCCUACUUACUCUGUGCCGUGGAAUUCUGCGAGCGUGCAUCCUACUAUGGCUGUUCUUCGAUUUUCAGCAACUAUGUCAACCGACCUCUGCCCCUUGGCGGUAACGGUUGGGGUGCGCCACCCGUCGGCACGCAACAGACGGCAGGUGCGCUUGGUCUUGGGGAAGUUGCAGCAAACGCCACUCAACAGUCCUUCACAUUGCUCGCAUAUGCACUGCCCAUGGUGACGGCAUACUUCGCCGAUACCAAGACAGGCCGGUACUCCAUGAUCUUCUGGGGCGUCAUCGUCUGUGGUGUAGCUCACGUUCUCAUGAUCGCUGGUGGUGCCAAGGAACUUCUGGCCAACGGCACCGCCAAGAUCCCUUUCUACUUAGGAGUCUACAUUCUCUCAAUCGGGGCUGCCAUGUUUAAGCCCAACGUAUCGCCGCUUCUCCUUGAUCAGAUGACCACCCACGUGCCCAAGGUCGUUACCCUCAAGUCGGGCGAGCGAGUCAUUGAAGACCCCGAACAUAGCACCGAGAGGGUAAUGUUAUGGUUCUACCUGCUAAUCAACAUCGGCGGCUUCAUGGCUGUCGCUACUACAUACUCGGAGAAGCUUGUCGGCUGGUGGCUGGCUUACCUGCUACCCCUUAUCCUCUACCUGCCUCUACCGUUUCUUCUUAUCUUCCUCAAGCCCCGUAUCGUGUUGCACCCGCCAGGUGGCUCCGAUCUGCUCAACAUUUUCAGAGUCCUUGGUUAUUGCUUCAGGUACGGUGGCGUUUUCAGCAUCGGUCGCCAUGGCUUCUGGGAGCCCGCCAAGCCCUCCAACAUAGCCGCCAGAGGCUUGCCGGCCGAGACGCGCUGGAACGACCAGUUUGUCGAAGAUGUGAAGCGAACCUUCCAGGCAACUGGCAUGUUUUUCUUCUUCCCCGUGCAGUAUUGGAACGAUAAUGGUAUCGGCAGUGCGGCGAGCUACACGAGCACCAUGCUGACUACCAACGGCGUGCCCAACGAUCUCCUGGGCAACUUCAACUCGCUCAGCAUCAUUUGCUUUGCACCCGCCCUCAAUUACGGCAUUUAUCCAUUGCUACGCAAAAUGAAGAUACACUACGGUCCCAUUGCCCGCAUCACCACUGGCUUCUUUCUCAGCACUCUAAGCGGCAUUGGCUAUACCGUCAUCCAGUACAAGGCCUACCAGACGUCGCCUUGCGGGUAUUACGGAUCCUCAGAUCCCAACUGCGUCGACAACGGUCUCGUCUCGCCCAUCUCCAUCUGGGUCAUGGCGGUUCCCUACGCCGUCGGUGGCAUCUCGGAACUCUUCAUCAACGUGCCCGCUUAUGGUAUCGCAUACUCUCGUGCACCGGUGAACAUGAGGGGUUUGGUGUCCGCUAUCAACCUCUUCAAUACGGCCAUUGCCACCAUUGUCGGCCUGGCCUGUUCCUCCGUCAUUGCCGACCCACUUCUCGUCUGGGACUUCGGCGGCCCUGCCAUUGUGGGUGGCGUUGUUACUGUCGUAUUCUACUUCAUCUUCCGUCACAUUGACAAGGAAGAGUACGUCCUCUCGACCAACGAGGUUCACGACAGCACCGGGACGACCAACUUCGUAGCCCCGAGUAAGCACAACGAGACUACUAACCGCUCGGCCCCUAUUCAGGACACGGAGCAGUACGGCAUCUCGCAGAAGAUGUAGUGCCGUGUUAUUACUUCUUCGUCCCCUCACGGCUGAGACGGUUCAGGUUAGCGAGCGGAUGGGAGAUAGAAUUAGAAAGGAGCAAGGGAAAGGAUGAUGAAUAACCGUAUCCUUCUGUUGUAUACCUUUUACAUAGAAUGGUGUUCAAGGUAGUAGUUAAUGUGACGGCACCUGACAACACCGGGAUUUCGGCCAUUGGUUAGACGGCUACAUCACCCGCACCGUGGGGUAGCUCGCGAAUAUUAUCCAUUCAUUUCAGCAAAAUUUCCUUCCGU
Molecule: messenger RNA, 2487 nt
Organism: Pseudomassariella vexata
Lineage: Eukaryota; Fungi; Ascomycota; Sordariomycetes; Amphisphaeriales; Pseudomassariaceae
Product: general substrate transporter
Exons: 9
Coding region: 359-2212 (617 amino acids)
Biological process (GO): transmembrane transport
Cellular component (GO): membrane
Molecular function (GO): dipeptide transmembrane transporter activity
Source: RefSeq, a predicted model, not a curated record